Molecule: messenger RNA, 2626 nt
Organism: Carassius gibelio (silver crucian carp)
Lineage: Eukaryota; Metazoa; Chordata; Actinopteri; Cypriniformes; Cyprinidae
Product: myocilin-like
Exons: 4
Coding region: 376-1806 (476 amino acids)
Biological process (GO): signal transduction; osteoblast differentiation
Cellular component (GO): Golgi apparatus
Source: RefSeq, a predicted model, not a curated record
UGUGCCUGGACUCAGAGAAACUGCCUCCAGACCUGAAGACACAAACUGUGGGAUCACAGACAUCAAAGAGAAAAUUCAACCACCAAUCGAAACGAGGCGCUCCGAUCAGUCCCUCAACUGAGAGAAAGUCAGUGGGAACGGAAGACUGAAUAGACUCAGGUGAGAGGUCAUUAGUGGAACGCCACAGAAGUGAGCGACUCUGGUUACGCUUGUGAGGUAAAAGGGAAGGAAUAGAUUAGUGUCGGAGCUAAAGAGGACAGGGCAGACAAGUGAUAUACAGAAAGAGUAGAUUCACCUCUGCGAAAACCACCUUCCUGGAGGAAGAACCAGAUAAAGACAGAAAGAAGUUUCCAGGUAUCUGUGGUCAAGCUCAACAUGUAUUUCUUGGCUAUGUUGUGGGCUUCCUGCCUACUGAUGGGCACCCAUGCUCAGGGCAGCGCAAGUUUUCGCCGGGCGAAUGCUGGUAGUGGACGUUGCCAAUACACCUUCAUGGUGGACAGCCCUACAGAGGCCAGUUGUCCAUCAGCAGGUUCAAGUCCCGAGGUAGAGGCACUGAAAUCUCGCCUGGGGCUGUUAGAGGCGCUGGUUGCCCGCCUCGCAGGAGGGGAAGCCAUGUCAGAGUCGUCACAUGGCUCCGGAUCUCAGUCAGGUCUCCAGGACGCAUACAACCAGGCGAUGGGGGAGAACGCCCGGCUCCAGAGAGAGAAGCAGAGACUGGACAGACAGGUUCAGGACCUGCAGCAGAGGAUGGAAGAGCUCCGCCAGGAGGCUGAGAGGUUGAGGAGCAGACCAUGCAUGCAGCAGCCUCCUCCAAGAGUGCCCCAAAAUGACAACAGCUUCAGACCAGGAUCAGGACCUGCAGUCUCCCAACUGGUAUCAAGGCCUGGGACCACACAAGGAGACAAAAGCAGUUUAAGAGAUCCUGCAUGGCAUUACGAGAAUCCUGGAUACCAGGAGGUGACGGCUGUGAUCACUGAGGUUUCUGCCCCAAAUCAGGAAGGUCCAGCAGACAUCCCAGGCUGUGGUGAUCUGGUGUGGGUAAAAGAGCCAGAGGUGCACCGCAAGGCUGACAGCAUUGCUGGUAAAUACGGUGUCUGGAUGCAAGACCCAGAAGCUAAAGAACCUUAUGGUGCAGAGAUGGUAUGGCGCAUUGAUUCCGUAGGGUCUGAAGUGCGUCAACUCUUCGGCUAUGAAAACAUGGACCAGCUGUCACGUGGCUUCCCCACUAAAGUCCUCCUCUUGCCCGAGUCUAUGGAAAGCACAGGUGCCACCAUGUACAGAGGCUCCUUGUACUACCAACGGAGGUUCAGCCGCACCCUUCUAAGAUACGAUCUACUCUCUGAGAGCAUUGCUGCCCGCCGUGAUCUUCCCCAUGCUGGCUUCCAUGGCCAAUUCCCCUACUCCUGGGGAGGCUACACAGACAUUGACCUGGCAAUAGAUGAGAAUGGUCUAUGGGCCAUUUACAGCACCAACAAAGCCAAGGGGGCUAUUGUCAUCUCCCAGCUGGACCCUCACAACCUGGAGGUGAAGGGCACCUGGGAGACUAAAAUCCGCAAGACAUCCGUGGCUAAUGCUUUUAUGAUCUGUGGCAAGCUGUACACUGUUGCUAGUUACACCUCACCAAACACCACCAUUAAUUACAUGUACGACACCGCAACCAGCCAGGGUAAAACAAUCUCAGUGCCAUUCAAAAACCGCUAUCGCUACAACAGCAUGGUAGACUACAACCCAACGCAGAGAAAGCUAUAUGCUUGGGAUAACUUUUACAUGGUAUCUUAUAAUGUGAGACUAGGCAAGCAGGAGUAAAGUGAAGACAUCAGCGUUAAGUUUCUAUAUCACCCAGCUUAUAGAUGCGUUUUGUAAUGUCUUAAUAUUUUACCAUCUGGAGGGACAGCUUUUGUUGGAUUUACUGGAAUUCAAGACAAUAAUAGACAACUGGACAAGAAUCGACUAUAAUUAUGCUGAUGACAUUAUUCCUAGCACCAGCAGUAGGUAUAAACCGUAUAAUGAAUACAGCAAAUAUAACAUUUUCCUGAUCAUAUUCAAGUACAAAGACUUCUAUAUACUUAUUUUCAAGACAACAGACAAUAAACACCAGUGACUACAUUGCAAAUCUUCACAUAAAAAAAAAUAUAUAUAUUUUUGCAUCUUUAAAUGCUAUAAAAGAUAUUCCAUUGACUAAUGAAUUCCAAAAUGGAUAAAGUAUAGAGUAUAUCAGGUUUUUAAUAAAUUGAGGCCACAUUUACAUCCUCAAUGAUUUUGUCCACUUAACAUGUUAAUAGAGAAAUUAUUUUUCUACCUUUAUAAGUAAUGUCUCGUCUAUUUUGUUUACCGCACUGAAAAUUUCAAGGAAGGGGGGAAAUAUAAUGGCAUGCAAUUCAUUACAGUAGGCCUGCCUCUUGAUUGAUAGAUUGCACAGAGGUAUGCAACUUUAAAAACCAUAAAACUUUGCUUGUGUACAUGCUCCUUACAUAAUUAUGCUAUCGUAACUCUGUAUAUGUUGAACAUUUUCCCUUCUCUCUUUUGAAUUUGCUUCAAGCCUUGUGUGCAGCUUGAGACGUUAAGAUUGGAAUCUUGUGGCUAUGGAAGUGUAUUAACUUAUAUGAAAAUAAAGAUUUAAAAAGUC